Molecule: messenger RNA, 968 nt
Organism: Zingiber officinale
Lineage: Eukaryota; Viridiplantae; Streptophyta; Magnoliopsida; Zingiberales; Zingiberaceae
Product: LIM domain-containing protein PLIM2b-like
Exons: 5
Coding region: 136-765 (209 amino acids)
Biological process (GO): actin filament bundle assembly
Cellular component (GO): actin cytoskeleton; plasma membrane
Molecular function (GO): actin filament binding
Source: RefSeq, a predicted model, not a curated record
CCUUGCAUUAUCUGGUCCCUCCCAACUUGGUCGUAGAGAGAGGGAGAAGGACAGCAACUACUUAAUUAACCUCUCUCGUGCCUAGCAGAUUUGAUAUCGAAUCUACAAGUCUGUCAUUCGGAGACAUUGAUCACCAUGUCGUUCAGUGGAACCCAGGACAAAUGCAAGGCCUGCGACAAGACUGUGCAUUUCAUUGAUCUCCUGACUGCUGAUGGAGUCCCUUAUCACAAGGCCUGCUUCAAGUGCAGCCACUGCAAAGGAACUCUUUCUAUGUGUAGUUAUUCUUCGAUGGAAGGCGUCCUCUACUGCAAACCUCAUUUUGAGCAGCUCUUCAAGGAGACAGGCAACUUCAGCACAAAAUUCCCAGCAUCUGGGGGGAAAUCUGGAGAGAAGGAACAGGCUAAGGCUCCAAGCAAGGUCUCCUCUAUGUUCUCUGGAACACAAGACAAAUGUGCAAGCUGCAACAAAACUGCUUACCCACUGGAAAAGAUUUCGGUGGAGGGUGAAAUAUACCACAAGACGUGCUUCAGGUGCUUCCAUGGCGGGUGCACCCUGACGCCGUCCUCCUACGCGGCGCUCGACGGCGUGCUGUACUGCAAGCACCACUUCGCGCAGCUGUUCAAGGAGAAGGGCAGCUACGACCACCUCACCCAGGUUGCGAUGAAGCGCAAGUCUGAGGAUUCGCCGGCGCUGGAAGAGGCGGCGGCGACGGUGGCGGCGGAAGCGGCAGAGGAGCAGGGGAAGCCAGAUGAGGAGCAAUCGUGAACUAAGCAUCCAACUUUUUGUUUGUCGUUUGCAUCUUGCGUUCUGCCACUUCACGGCCAGGUGUUAAUUUGUGAUUUUAUCGAGUUGAAGGCAAGAAAAAUAAUGUGAUAUUGUCCAUCUGCUGUUGCAAAAGGUGACCUGUAUCGACUGCUAAAUUGAUACAAAAUCUGAUAAUCAGGUGUUACCAAACCAAACUAAGGGAG